UAAUAAAGCAUAUUCUGAUGGGUAGCAUUUCUUUGUUGUCGCAUUACGCUACCUACUGUUUCAAUGGGAGGUAGCGAAAUCGCAAAAGAUAGCAAAACUGAGCCCUGUCUCAGUUUGGUUGCAUCCCAGUCACUUUUGUUUCUUUAUUCAAUCACUAAUAAGUGGUGGAGCAGGAUGUUUUGGAUGAAUUGUGCUCAGGUCAUGUGACCUGAUCCAUUGCAAGAGAGGCAGCAAACCUGAUCUGAGAUCAGUGUAAUCAGGAGUUUCCUCCUCCUCCGUCGCCUUAUUUCCUCUACUCUCACUUUCUCAUGGUGAAAGACAGCCAGAGUAAUGCCACUUUAUCUGUUCACUUGUAAGCUCCAUAGUGAAAUAUGACAGAAACAAUAUUUGGCAGUGAGAACGAGCACUGGGUCUGUCCCAAUGACAGACAACUAGCGCUUAGAGCAAAGUUAUGUACAGGUUGGUCCAUCCACACAUUUCAAUCUGAGAGACAGAGGAAAGCUCAGAUACUUGAGGAAAAAGAGCUGGAUCUCAUCAUGAGUGUCAUCCACCGCGCUGAGCAGCUCCAGAUCAUUGAGCAGCACCGGAUUGGGCGUCUAGUGGAGCGUCUGGAGAACAUGAGGAGAUCUGCUGUGGGAAACGGCCUGUCACAGUGUCUGCUGUGUGGAGAGGUGUUUGGACUGCUGAGCUCUUCGUCUGUGCUCUGUUUGGGCUGCUGCAUGAAGGUGUGCACUAAGUGUGGAAUCGAGACUGCAGGCAGUCAAAAAAGGGCUCAGUGGCUUUGCAAGAUCUGCAGUGAACAGAAAGAGGUAUGGAAACGUUCUGGAGCCUGGUUCUACAAAGCCUUGCCGAAGCAUAUUCGUCCCAUUAAGGAUUCAAUUCUAGAUAACAGGAUGCAAGUAAUAGAAAGAGGAGAGCAGCUGCCAGUGACCAGGAGUGCGCCAAUCAGCUACACAUGGGCUCAAAGCAAAGUUAACUUAAGUGAAAGCGAUGGCAGCGAUGCCGAGCUCAGUGAAUGCAGCAGUGACAGGAAGACCUUCAUGUCUGAGACCGAUCAAAGAAGAGAUUCCGAAUCGAGUGGAGGCCAGGUGCAAACACCUCUGCAGUCCAGCAUCACCAGUCCAAAUCCAACCAGCUUUCACACGGAAAGCCCUUCCAGCGCGGCCAGCGAGCAAAGCAGUAAGAGUUUCAAUCCGGGUCUGGAGGAAGAGGUCAUGGACCAUAGCCAACCUUUACUAAUUCCCCCGGCCCUCAGCCGCACCAGCUCUCUGAGGAGCACCUCCACCAGCCAGAAGUCCGAGGGCCCCAAACAGGAUGAGGACGACCUGGACCAAGCCUUCGGUGCCACCGCACUCGUGGCCAGCAAGAAAGAGGAAGAGCCGGACGUGGAAGGCUAUGAUUCAGACGACUCCACUACGCUCGGCACUCUGGACUUCAGCCUUCUGUAUGAUCAGGAGAACAAUGCCCUGCACUGCACUAUCAACAAAGCCAAGCUUCCUGUACCAAGAUACAAAAAGGGACUCAAACCAAUGGAUCACAAUGGGCUGUCAGAUCCCUAUGUUAAGCUGCACCUGCUGCCUGGAGCUAGUAAGGCCAAUAAGCUCCGCACCAAGACCCUACGCAACACUCUCAACCCUGUCUGGAGUGAGACCCUGACGUAUUAUGGGAUAACUGAUGAAGAUAUGGUUCGCAAAACACUCAGGAUUUCAGUGUGUGACGAGGACAAAUUCCGCCACAACGAAUUCAUUGGUGAAACCCGAAUCCCCUUGAAGAAACUUAAACCCAACCAGACUAAGAACUUCAGCAACUGUUUGGAGAAACAGCUUCCUAUUGACAAAACAGAGGACAAGUCUCUGGAGGAGCGAGGGCGCAUCAUGAUCUCUCUGAAGUACAGCUCUCAGAAGUGUGGCUUAGUGGUGGGCAUCAUCCGCUGUGCCCAUCUCGCUGCCAUGGAUGCCAAUGGCUUCUCUGAUCCCUAUGUUAAAACGUAUCUCAAGCCAGAUGAGAACAAAAAAUCAAAGCACAAGACAGCUGUCAAAAAGAAGACCCUCAACCCCGAAUUUAAUGAAGAGUUUUUCUAUGAGAUCAAGUACGCUGACCUCAGCAAAAAGACCCUGGAGGUGACGGUUUGGGACUAUGACAUCGGCAAAUCCAAUGAUUUCAUUGGUGGACUCUCUUUAGGUAUCAAUGCCAAUGGCGAGAGGCUAAAACACUGGUUUGACUGUCUGAAAAACAAGGACAAGAAAAUCGAGCGCUGGCACACGUUAACCAAUGAACUCCCUGGUUCAGGGUACAAUGACUGAAAGGCUCUCAUUCUAGUGGCUGAACCGAUGCCGUGCCCCUUUCCUACAUGAUGUCGAUGUAAAGCCCAGCAGCCUGAUGGAUGGAUCAACACUCCAGCAGUCCACUGAUUUAGAGAUGGGUGCCAGUAUCUGUUCCCAACUAACACACCUGCUCUAUCUCUUGUACUUUUCCUGGUGUUGAGCUUAAAGUCUGAUUGUGUGGCUUGAUGUGGCUUAUAUAAGGGUCUUUAAUCAGCCUGUGUUUGUACAACCUCAUUGAAAAUGCAGAGAUGUUCCCACACCCAACAAGAGAUCAGGCCCCGUCUUCAAAUAUUUAACCACACACUCUACUGUUCUUUGUCCAUUCUCUUGGCUAUUUUCGAGGUUUAAUGUGUAUUCAAGAAUGCUGUUUACAGACAUAAUUUAUCAGUAAAUGUAUCAUUAUGCGUAUGCAUCAUGGCAGCAAAGGGGCUCUGAAAAUACACUUUCCAAAACAAUAGUGUUUACAGUCCAAAACCUUUCUAAUGCCUAUCCUAAGGCCAGGGCAUAAACUACACAAUUGUAUUUAACAGACAGAUGAUUGUGAAGAUUAUAUCUGUUGAUGGAGGUUAAAAAAAAUCUUACAAAUAUAAACUCACAACAAAUUAAUGAGUUUUUUCUACCCCUUCUAUUACAACAGGCUAGAAUGUUUUGUUGUUUUUUAAUUGAAUAACCUCCAUGUCAAGUCUACUUAAUGAAUGUAAUUUAUUUUUUUAGUUUCUGUACUCUCACUGCAAAUGAACAGUGUGACAUUAAGACAGCACACAGCAGAGUUUCAAUAGCAAUUUUUCUAGAGAGGAAACCGUUUACACAGAGACCACAGAAACGCUGAAAAUGCGCUAUACUAGAAAUUAGGACUAAGGACUAUACAACUUUCAGAUGGACAUUUAUCCGAAUAUUGUUUUAAUGUGUUAAUUACCCAUUUUUGGAUUAGACACUUUGCCCAAGCUCAAAUCAUAUAUUGCAUUGACAUCUUUUAAUCUAAAUUCUUCAGUCUGUAAAACAAAACCAAAAAGGACUGAACAAACUAUUGUUUUGAGAUUUAAUAAUAGCAUGUUUAUCUUAUUCUUCCUUUGAGCCUUUUAAAGAUGACUAAAUAUAUUUUUUUAAAUACUGCGUUAAAAGUCCUUUAACAUGUUUAUUUUAAUUUUGUGGCAUUAAAUUAUAACCAAUGUAUUAUUUUAACCUUUCUGUGUUAUUGCAUAUUUAGCAUGCCGUUGGUGGGUAUCGUCGAUAUUAUUAAUGUAUAUUUAACAGUUGUGUUUUUCUCCCUCAUUACCAGUAGAUUUGAUUCUAUAAGGUAAACUCUAGAUUGCAAAUAAGACUUGAGAUGUUGAAACUCCAAGGAGAACUCCUGUCUACAGACCUACAAUGUAUGUUCACCAACUGAGAAACCUUAUCACUUUCUGACACCGUUCAUUGUGCAAGCCACUCCUGUGACAUUUUUGUAAUCUUUUUGCUUUUGUACACAAACUCUAUGGCAUAAAAAUGCAUGCAAAUGUUAUUGGGCUGUCAUUAAAAUAACUUAGCUUAAUGUUUGAUACCGCUGUUCUCCUCUGUAAAAAGAGAGUUCCUGCUCUUGGAUUGCUCCAGGAAUGUCAGCCUUCCUUCUCGGACCGUUUUUGUACUUUUGAACGCUAUUGCAUUGGCCGUCAGGUUGCUCUAUUGACUGGACAUGUGAAUGCAUGUUACAAAAAAUAAAGUCUUGUUUUGAUCA
Carassius auratus (goldfish) is the source of this 4038-nucleotide messenger RNA. RefSeq names its product double C2-like domain-containing protein beta. NCBI's taxonomy places the organism in Eukaryota, Metazoa, Chordata, Actinopteri, Cypriniformes, Cyprinidae. Gene Ontology annotation, molecular function: small GTPase binding. Gene Ontology annotation, biological process: exocytosis; regulation of calcium ion-dependent exocytosis; intracellular protein transport. Bases 372 to 2303 code for a protein of 643 amino acids. The record is from RefSeq and is a predicted model, not a curated record. The transcript has 18 exons. Gene Ontology annotation, cellular component: membrane; synapse.